AUGCCAAUUCAUAAACCAUAUGCAAGUUAUAUAUGUUCAUGGAAGGCAAAAUCACCAGUUAUUCAAUUACACUUGGCUUUACUAGAAAUUGAUUCAUUUCAAGAAACCAACAAACUAGACAAAUCUUAUAAUAACAAUAAAUCUGUUGGAUUACCAAAAUUUCGAUAUAAAUAUUCAGAACAAAAAUUGGCUUUGUACUUGGUACAGGGUGGGCAAGUUUUUAUCCCUCUUAGAGUUUUAGGAGGAAUUGAAAAAAUCAGUGAUAGAAUUAAUUAUAAUUGGAAUUCAGAGUACACAGUUGGAAAGAAAAAAGUAAUUACUGGAAACAUGAAAAGUGCAAAAUCAAUUACUUUAUAUAUGCAUAAAGAUGUAUCAGAACAAGAAAUUGAUAUAGCAGGAUUACACAUAAAUUAUAUGAUAAAAGCUAGAAAAAAUAAAUCUUACUCAAAUUGGAAAGAAGAACAAUUAAUUAUAAAGUUACAUCAUAGCAACACUGAUGAAAUCAAAAACUAUCUCAUCACCAAUUCCUACAAACUUUCCAAUCUAACAAAUUUAAUAGAAAAAUCAUACAAUUUUGCUACAGGUACAAUCAAACAAUUAAAGUAUAAAGAUUACUUUAAUAACUUUGUUAAAAUAACAAAUGAUUUAGAAUUUCAAAUUGCUAUUUCAAUCUAUAAAAUUGAUAAAAAAAAACCCAGUAGUAGUAGUAAUAAUGAAAAAUUUGAAUUAUGGUACGAUCAACAAGAUCAGCAAGAAGAAAAUGAUCUUAUUAUUAUGUAA
Messenger RNA from Entrophospora sp. SA101, 780 nucleotides. The record is from the annotation of a GenBank genome assembly. NCBI's taxonomy places the organism in Eukaryota, Fungi, Glomeromycota, Glomeromycetes, Entrophosporales, Entrophosporaceae.